AUGACGCUGGCGGAAAAGAUCCUGGCGCACCACGCCUUUUCGCUUCCAUCCGCGGAGGGCUUGAAAGGGGGUGACUUUAUCCGUGUCACGGUCGACUGGAUCAUUGCCAGUGAGCUAUCCUGGGUGGGCAUGAAACACAGUAUGACCAGCAUCGGGGAAGAGCCGACGGUUUGGCGAAAUGACCGGUUCUGGCUGGCGGGCGAUCACACGGUGGAUCCCCGGACGUAUCACCAACCGCGAGUCCGGGAGUUGAUUGAUGGCAUGCACGAUGCGAAAACAAAGUUCAAGAUGACGGAGAACCAAGGCUCGAAUUUUACAAUCCUCCAUACGGAAUUUGUGCGGGAACGAGCUGAGCCAGGGAUGCUCGUCCUCGGCUCGGACUCGCACACCUGUUCUGCAGGCGCCGUCAGUUCCCUCGCUAUCGGACUCGGCGCAGCCGAUGUGAUGGCGGCGCUGGCCACUGGGGAGACGUGGUUCAAGGCCCCGGAGUCGAUCCGCGUGGAGUUCGUGGGCGCACCGGCGUGGUAUAUCCGCGGCAAAGACGUGAUCCUCUACGUUCUGAAAACCCUCAAGCGCAACACCCAUGCCGCGGAUCGGAUUGUGGAGUUCGGGGGGCCCGGGGCGCGUCAUCUGUCCUGCGACGCUCGGUUCGCCAUCUGUAACAUGUGCACCGAACUCGGUGCCAUCACGGGCCUUUUCGUCCCGGACGAGGUCACCAGCCAAUUCAUCUCGGAUCGGCCCCAAGCGCGCUACAGGACGCAAUCGCUAUACUUCCAACCGGACGCUGAUGCUUCUUAUGCUGCAACUUUCCGGAUCAAUCUGGAGGAGGUCGAAUCCUUUAUUGCCCUCCACCCGUCCCCGGACAACGUCGUGCCCGUGACUGAGAGGCUCGACAUGCGGUUCGAGGGCUGUUUCAUCGGCGCCUGCACCACCACCGAGGAAGACCUGAUCCUGGGCGCCUUGGUCCUCGAAGCCGGCCUGCAAAAGGGGCUGCCGCUGGCUCGCGGCAAACGGAUGGUGGUCCCCGGCAGUCUACCGAUCGUGAGCAACCUGCGCGCUUUGGGGCUGUUGGACAUCUACGCCCAGGCUGGGUUUACACUGCCCGCCGUGAGCUGCAGUCUGUGUCUGGGGAUGGGGGCGGACCGCGCGGGGUCGGGCGAAAAUUGGCUGUCGUCGCAGAAUCGCAAUUUCAAGAACCGAAUGGGUCCAGGUUCCACCGGCCAUAUCUGCUCUGCUGCCGUCGUCGCUGCCUCGUCUUUCAGCAUGCAGUUGACAGACCCUCGUCCUCUCCUUCGUCAGGUGUCGGUCGAGAGGUAUCAGACCUUACUCGCCAGCUGUCGACGCAUGAAGGCUGAGCCGCGUGGCAAAAUUCGAGAGCGGCUCGAGGCCAGCACAAGCCCAGUCGUCUCACCCUCUAUGCCCCCUGUGGUCGAGCCCUACUUGUCUAUUCGCCACACUGCUACUACCCCAUCGAAAAAGACACCCAGCUCAGAGCUGAAACAAGAGCAAUCCAGCAGCGCACCAGCAGGAACUAUACGCAGCCGGGUCUCGAGGUUGGGGGAUUUCGUAGAUACUGACGCGAUCAUCCCUGCAGCAUUCAUUCUGGAGAGUCCAACCGACGUCCUGCUCGGGAGUCAUUGCUUGGAGCUGACUCACCCCGAGUUUCGCGAUCAGGUUCGCGCUGGUCUGGAUGUCGUCGUCGCCGGGAAAGCGUUUGGCUGUGGUUCGUCGCGAGAGGAGGCGCCACGAGCGUUAAAAGGUCUCGGGGUGAAAUGUGUGAUUGCACGAUCGUUCUCCUUCAUCUAUGGACGCAACCAGCCAACCAUCGGCCUCCUCGGCCUCACCAUUACCGACGACGACUUCUACGCGGCGGCUCAGACUGGGGUGGCGAUUGAGAUUGACCUGCCUCGUCGACAGGUCACUGUGAGUGACCGAUCGUACCCGUUUGUGUUGGACGAGAUGGAGUUGGCCUUGAUCCAGCGACAAGGGCUGGCGGCGGCGUACAAGAUGUUUGGCAAGUCUGUUUUCCAGUCGCUC
Aspergillus aculeatus ATCC 16872 is the source of this 2037-nucleotide messenger RNA. RefSeq names its product aconitase family protein (gene acoC). The transcript has 7 exons. The annotation marks the transcript as partial. Gene Ontology annotation, molecular function: hydro-lyase activity. Lineage: Eukaryota; Fungi; Ascomycota; Eurotiomycetes; Eurotiales; Aspergillaceae. The record is from RefSeq and is a predicted model, not a curated record.